AUGGUUCACAAGCUUAUCCACCGAGUUACCAUGUUCAAGCUCCCCGGCGAGGAGGCUCAGAAGGGACUGCUGGCCGCCUACGACCAACUGGCCAAGGAUCAGAAGAAGGACGGCAAGCCGUACAUCCCCUUCAUCUGCGCCGGCGUGGCCAUGGACGACCCGCGCACCAAGGGCUACACCAUUGUCGCCAAGACUGAGUUCUGGUCUCUGGAGGACUUGCAGUACUACGACAAGGAGUGCGAGGCGCAUGCGGCCCUGAAGAAGACGGCUGCCACUCUUGGCCUGGCUGAGCCGCCCCUAACCGUGUACUUUGAGGGAUCGCCGACUAUCAACUUCACGGGCACGGAUCCCAAUGCGUCCUCUUAG
This is a messenger RNA of Phaeoacremonium minimum UCRPA7, 366 nucleotides long. RefSeq names its product putative stress responsive a b barrel domain-containing protein. The record is from RefSeq and is a predicted model, not a curated record. Bases 1 to 366 code for a protein of 121 amino acids. Lineage: Eukaryota; Fungi; Ascomycota; Sordariomycetes; Togniniales; Togniniaceae. The transcript is spliced from 2 exons.